Messenger RNA from Ipomoea triloba (trilobed morning glory), 1552 nucleotides. RefSeq lists its product as uncharacterized. The record is from RefSeq and is a predicted model, not a curated record. The coding region runs from base 43 to 1302 and encodes 419 amino acids. The transcript has a single exon. NCBI's taxonomy places the organism in Eukaryota, Viridiplantae, Streptophyta, Magnoliopsida, Solanales, Convolvulaceae.
CUUCAACUUCCAUAGCCAAACCUAGUUUCAGUGCAGACAAAAAUGGGGAAAGUGAAACUCGGACCUCCAUCCAAAAACUCCAUCACCCAUUUCAGUCACCCCCACCCAUUAGAGCUAAUAACAACUCCCUCAUCAUCUUCAUUAUUAUCCUCCCAUUCUUGCUCAGCAUGCAAGCUUCAACUCCUCUCUGGCUCACCAUUCUACGCCUGCAAAACCUGCAACUUCUCCCUCCAUUCCGAUUGCUUCAAACUGCAUAAAGAGAUCACUCACCCUUUCCAUUCCCACCACGUUUUCACUCUCCUCCCCCAAACCCCUUACCCCUCUGGCCGUUUCACCUGCGAUGCCUGCGGGGAACAAAGCGAUGGGUUCUCUUACCGUUGUACCCCUUGCGGUCUUGACCUCCACGUCCAGUGCGCGGUUCUCCCGCUUUCUAUAACUCACCGUUCUCAUCAUCAUCCCCUUCAGAUCGUAUUCCCCAGUGUUCAUUCCCGGAUGGAAGUUUUUUCCUGUGAUGUUUGUAAGAGCCUUGGGCAGGGAAAGUUCUGGAAGUAUAGAUGCCAUUCUUGUGACUUUGAUGCUCAUUUGAACUGCACAAAAAUGCUACUAUCUCAGAGCUCUCAGCAAGGGCAGACUACUGUUAAUGCUUCUGCCUCUAGGGUUUCUCCUCCUCCUCUUCCUCGGCCUAAUUUAGGGUUUAGGCCGCAAGUUCCACAGCAAUUUAACAGGCCGAAUUUGCAGAAUUUGAUGACACCAAAUGUGAAUCUGCAGGGGAUGAAUAAUGGUGGGAGGCAGAACUUUGAGGAGUUGGUGCGGGCAUAUGUUGAGAAUUAUUCUCGUCUUUAUCGUGAGCAGCAAGCGGCUUUGGGUGGGGUGGGAGGUGGAGGUUUAAGUACUCAGUCUGGUAACUAUGGAGGGAGCUUUCCUGGGUUGGAUUCUUAUGGAGGUGGUGGCGGUGGAGGAGGAGGUGGAUUAGAUUUCUUGCAAGGGUUGAAUGGGGGAGGUGGAGUUAACGGUGGUGGUGACGAGUACCUGCGGUUAUUAAACGGCGGCGGAGGAGGAGGAUUAGAUUUCUUGCAAUUAUUGAACGCCGCCGGUGGUAGUGGUGGAGCAGGAGGGUUGGACUAUUUACAAGCAUUUGCUGGUGGCGGCGGCGGAGGAGGAGGAGGAGGGACGGCUGCCUUAUUGCAAGCGUUGAUGGGAGGUGGUGGCGGCGUAAGUAAUUUGAGCAACAUUCUUGGGGGUGAUGGUGGUGCAUCCAUGAUUAAUACUUUGGCUGGAUUGUUUGGAGGACUUAACUUCUGAUUUCUUAAAUGAAUGAAAGAAAGACAACUUCUUACUGUUCAAGAAUACAUGCACUUAUGCAAACUUUUUUUUUUUUUUACUACUGGAAAGUGUGCACAGAUUGAACCAAUAAGAAGAUUUAUUAGCUGAAAUUAAACUUGUGAUGUUCUAAGUAAGAAAAUCAUGUUUUAUUCGCUCAACGAACCACCCUUUUAUUUCUUGUACUUUGUAACUGUUGCAUGAAUGGAACUACAACUCAAAUUUGCAGUCA